Molecule: messenger RNA, 575 nt
Organism: Paramecium pentaurelia
Lineage: Eukaryota; Ciliophora; Oligohymenophorea; Peniculida; Parameciidae
Source: the annotation of a GenBank genome assembly
AUGGAAGAAUUAUGUUACACCAUUCUUGGAAUGGGUUUAGGAAUUGUUGUAUAACAAAUACAUGAAAAGUUAUCCAAAAAAUAAAAGUAGAAUAAGACACAAUAAUAGAAUAAGGGAACAAAGAAAUAUUUGCCAUCUACUCCAGAUAUGAAAAAAGCAUAUCAAGAACAAAAAUAAAACUUUCUAAUUCGAUAAGCAUCUUAAUAAGAAAUAGGUGAUACAAUUAGAAAGAUUGUCAAAAUUUAAGGCAAAAUUUCAGGGUUUGAUAAUGAUGAUGAAUUAAACUAAAUAUAAGAUUCAUAAGAAGAAAUUAAAGAAGAUAAUGACUCAUAAUAACAUUCUCUAGAUAAAGCAUUCUAGCCAAAAACACCCAAUUUUUAAAGUAAAACUUCUACCUCUUAAAAUAUUACUUUGGUCACAAAUAAUUAAGUUGUUUCUGGUGAAUUAUCUUUGGGAUUAUUAUAAUCUAAUUAGUUUAGCGAUAGUAGUAUUAUUUUAUCACUAAAUAAGAAAAAAAUAUAUCUCCUCCUGGUGAAAGUAAGGAAUAAAUAAUAAUUAGCAGUGAUCCCGAAUGA